Molecule: messenger RNA, 852 nt
Organism: Caenorhabditis elegans
Lineage: Eukaryota; Metazoa; Nematoda; Chromadorea; Rhabditida; Rhabditidae
Gene: srxa-2
Product: G_PROTEIN_RECEP_F1_2 domain-containing protein
Exons: 4
Coding region: 1-852 (283 amino acids)
Source: RefSeq, marked reviewed
AUGUCUUCCCAAUCUGGACCCUUUAUCUAUAUUAUUUUUAUGACAAUUUUUGGAAUUUCGGAAAAAUUGAUAGACUUUCUAAUGGUAGACGCCUGGCCUAUUUCUGAAUGGAUCGAGCCUAAUGGUGGAUAUCAGAAGUAUCGUCAUGCUGUUGGAACAGAAGUAUCUCUGCUAUUCACCAUUUGUUAUUUAGCUCCAUUAUUUUUGGAUUGGAUAAUGACUUUCCAUAGGAUGUCUAUUUUCAUAUCACCGAUUAAAUCAUCAAAAUGGUUCAGCGACACGAAGGUUGUUGUGUAUUGCACUGGGGUUACGAUUCUCAUUACCAUUUGGCUUCUGAUUCCAUAUUUUUCAAAUUGCUCAUUAAACUUCAAUGCUUUGACCAGUUACCACGAAUCAGCAUGUGCUCCGUCUCGUCAUCCAAUCACUUUAUUUCAAAAUAACUUUCUUAUUUAUGUUCCAAUUGUGUCAAUGGUAGUCAAUUCUGGAAUUCUAAUUUAUCAAAAAUAUCUGAGAAAUCGCUGGAAGAGCACUGCCUCGUCAAUAUCUUUGUCACACGUAAAACGAGAAAAUGAAAUGAUUCGUCAAGCAUGUUUUAUUGGAGUUUAUUUGAGUGUUUAUGAGAUUUUAUACUUACACAUGAGGCUUUAUCCGCAACAUUUUGAAAAUCUUCCCUUCGAGCUUCAAACAAUAUCCUAUGAUCUACGUUUGCUGGCAAUCAGUUCAUUGAACUUUUUUGUAUAUUUUGUGCUCACCAAAUCAACUAGAAAAAUAGUUUUAAAGUCAUUUGGAAGUGUGAACCAUCUACAUUUAAGUCAAAGUUUCAGUCAUAGUAACGCAAGAAUUUUACAUUAA